UUAAACCGCUGCUUACUCGUUCGUCCAGUUACAGUCACUCUAUUACGAACACAAUAACCAGUCCGUUACAUUUUUGUCCACAAAAAUGGCUGCGGCCACACUCUCCGUCCGGCCUAACCGUCUCUCUUCUGGUUCGCCUUUCCCUCGACCACCUAGCUCCGCCACAACCACUUCUCAAAUAAAGUCCUUAAAGAACGACCCCUGGAGAGUCACAAUCGUGCCUCUCCGGCGCUCCUUCGUCGGGAGUGCGCGAGCCGGUUCACGAGCCGAUGAUUCGGCGCCGUUUGAGAUGUCGGUGGAGAACGCACUCAAACUUCUUGGCGUCUCGGAAAACGCUUCGUUUGAUGAUAUACUUCGCGCCAAAAAGUCCAUUCUUGCGACGUGCAAGGAUGACCAGGAUGCGAUUGCUCAGGUUGAGGCUGCGUAUGAUAUGUUGCUUAUGCGAAGCUUAACUCAACGUAGAGCUGGAAAAGUUGUAAAUAGUGCCAUCCGCUAUGCUGAUGUUAAACCAAUAAAUGGCCCAGGGAUGGGAUCGGUAACUCAGUGGCUACAGGCAAGUAUGAAAAAUACACCCAUUUCAGUGGAAACGCCAUCAACUGGUGAUCUGGGAAUACAAGCAGGAGUUUAUGGAGCUAUGAUGGUUUUAACCUAUGUUAAUGGAGCUUCUACAUCACCUGUGGCACCUUAUGGUGGGGCUGAUGUUCCUGGGUUGAUCUUAGCCACGAGUUUUGGAGCUUCCUUGUACUUCAUGACCAAAAAGAAUGUGAAGUUAGGAAAGGCCACUGUAAUAGCUUUAGGAGGGCUUGUUGCCGGCGCUGUGGUGGGUUCAGCUGUUGAGAGUUGGUUGCAGGUGGACAUUGUCCCAUUUCUAGGCUUACACUCCCCUGCUGCUGUAGUUAGUGAAUUCAUUCUUUUUUCUCAAUUAUUGAUUUCGCUUUACCUAAGGUAGGAUUAAAUUGUAAUUGGUAACAAUUAAACCUGUAAUUAUUCAUUUGCAUGAUCAUACCUGAGCUUUUUUUUAAUUAGGAUGUGUAUCAUUGCCUUUGUACAAACCUACAAACAGAAUGUAACAAAUGCAUUAAUCUGAAAUCUGUUAGAGAAUUGCAAUAAAAACAUGUGCAAGUAUUAUCUAUA
This is a messenger RNA of Jatropha curcas, 1134 nucleotides long. RefSeq names its product chaperone (DUF3353). NCBI's taxonomy places the organism in Eukaryota, Viridiplantae, Streptophyta, Magnoliopsida, Malpighiales, Euphorbiaceae. Gene Ontology annotation, cellular component: chloroplast membrane. The record is from RefSeq and is a predicted model, not a curated record.